UUCAAUGGCGACCACCUUCCACUCAUAAACUCUGUAACAGGAAGCACUUCCCGAUUCAACCACCAAGCACCUUCCCCAAAUGGAGAAGCCCCAUGCUGUCAUGAUCCCUUUUCCCAGCCCAGGCCACAUAAACCCCAUGCUGCAGCUAGCCAAGGUUCUCCAUUUCAAAGGCUUCCACAUCACCUUCAUCAACACCGAGUUCAGCUACCAUUGUAUGCUGAAGUCUGCAGCACCAGAUGUUCUCAGGGGCCCCAGUGAUUUUCGACUUGAAACCAUCCCUGAUGGUCUCUCCCCCUCUGAUCGAGAGAGCCCCGAAUAUAGUACGAAAUUCUACCUCUCAACAAAAAUAAACAGUGUUGCUCCCCUUAGAGAACUCCUAUCAGAGCUCAAUAACUCCUCUCGCACGCCCCCCAUCACCUGCAUCAUAUUCAACUGGCUCAUGACUUUUUCUCUAGAUGUUGCCGAACAGCUGGGCAUUCCUGCGUUGGUGUUCUGCACUAUGAGCGCUUGCGGUUUCAUGGGCGCCCUUCACUUGGGCGAGCUCGUUCAGAGAGGAUAUAUACCACUCAAAGAUAAGAGCUGCAUCACAAAUGGAUACCUUGAUACAAUUAUAGAUUGGAUUCCUGGAAUGAAAGGUAUACGCCUUGGAGAUAUUUCUAGUUUUGUUAGAACAGUUGAUCGUGAUGACAUGUUUCUCAACUUUGAGAAGGAAACGGCGAGUAAUGCUCUCAGGGCCUGGGGAUUAAUCCUCAAUACCUUUGAUCACAUGGAGUGCGAUGUCUUGCGUGCCAUGAAACAUAUGUUCCCUCAGAUGUACGCAUUAGGCCCUUUGCCUGCACUCCUCAAUCGUUUAACAGAGAAGCAGAGGAAUCCAAUAUGCUUGAGCCUUUGGAAGGAAGAUUCUAGCUGUAUGGAAUGGCUGAAUACCCAGAGAGAUUCUUCAGUUAUCUAUGUGAAUUUUGGAAGCCUCACAGUGAUGACAACCCAGCAGCUGGUAGAGUUUGCUUGGGGCCUCGCAGAAAGCAAGCAUCCUUUCUUGUGGAUCAUCAGGCCUGAUCUUGUUGCGGGUGGGCUGGCUGCAUUGCCUGAGGAAUUCAUUACGGAAACCAAGGGGCGGAGUCUCCUCGCCAGUUGGUGCUCGCAAGAAGAAGUGCUCUCUCACUCUUCUAUUGGAGGCUUUCUGACGCAUAGCGGCUGGAAUUCAACACUGGAGAGUGUUUGCAGCGGUGUGCCGAUGAUCUGCUGGCCAAGCUUCGCAGAACAAUAUACUAAUUGUAGAUAUGCCUGUAAGGAAUGGGGAAUAGGCAUGGAGAUCGACCAAGAGGUGAAGAGAGAGCAAGUUAAGGGCCUGAUAAAGGAAUUGAUGGAAGGAGAUAGAGGGCAGGAAGUGAGGAAAAGUGUCAUGAAGUGGAAAGAGAUGGCAAAGCAAGCAACUUCACAAGGUGGAUCUUCUUAUGCAAACAUGGAGAGAUUAAUUAUAGACUUGAAUCCUGAGAAGAUUGCAGCUUAGAAUUUGAUGAUUUGACUUUGUCACUCAAAACAUAGGAGCAAAAUAUGUUAAAAGGUUCAUGAUCGCGAAGAUAAGAAAACAGCAAGCAUGUUCUAUGUGGAAGUGAAUAUCAUGCUUCAGUAGAAUACUUACUGAUCUUUAUGCGUGUAUCAAUACUAUGCAGGCAUUACUUGUAAGGACUACGAAUCUUGGUGGUGCAUGUUUUUGGAGAAAAAUCUAAAAAAUGCUUAUAUA
Messenger RNA from Phoenix dactylifera (date palm), 1744 nucleotides. RefSeq names its product 7-deoxyloganetin glucosyltransferase-like. Gene Ontology annotation, molecular function: quercetin 3-O-glucosyltransferase activity; quercetin 7-O-glucosyltransferase activity. The record is from RefSeq and is a predicted model, not a curated record. Lineage: Eukaryota; Viridiplantae; Streptophyta; Magnoliopsida; Arecales; Arecaceae.